AUGACACUUCAACAUCCUGAUUCCUGCAAAGGUGGUAACACAAUCCCAGUCGAUAAGGAUGGCCGCCCAUAUCACUUCGGCUGCACAGGUGCUGAGAUUUCCAACGAUUUCCUCAUCACAACAGAUUACUAUUUGGCCGAGCAAAUUGCUAAGCUCUUUGAAGAGAAGGAACCAUUCUGCUUCCGUUCAAACCGUGGCUACACAACAUUCACAGGCCAUUACAAGGGCAAGCGCCUCUCCAUCUGCGCUUUCGGAAUUGGUUUCGCCAUGAUCGACUUCCUCGUUCGCGAAGUCCGCACAAUCACACAGGGCAAGCUCACAUUCAUCCAACUUGGUGCUGCUCCUUCUCCAGCAGGCCACGCAAACGGAACAGCUAUCAAUGUUAAGGACUGCGUCGCUUACGAACUUGACUUCAACGAAUUCGGCGGCAACACCGAAACACCAUACCGCUUCUUCAAGAAGCCAGUUCCAGCCAACGAGAAAUUAUUGGCUGCUCUCAACGAAGGUCUCAAGGCUGCUAACAUCCCAACAGUCGAGGGCAGAGUUGCUUCCAACCCAUCCUUCGUUUCUGGUGUCAACUCUCCAGCUCUCCCACAAUUCGACUUCAAGCAAUCAGGAUUACUCGCUAAGGUCGAAGCCGAGCUCGGAAAGAUCGAUUCCCUCGAAAUGGAUACAUACCCACUUUACUGGACAGCUCUCCGUGAAGUUAACCAUCAGAUUGAAGCUGCUUGCGUUACAGUUGUUAACUCCGAUGCUAAGGGCAAUGCAAUGAACAUCGAGGAACUCCGCAAGCGCCAGCUCGAAGUUGCCGCUGUUAUCCUUGAACAACUCGGAAAGCUCCAAUAA
Molecule: messenger RNA, 846 nt
Organism: Trichomonas vaginalis G3
Lineage: Eukaryota; Parabasalia; Trichomonadida; Trichomonadidae
Product: uridine phosphorylase family
Exons: 1
Coding region: 1-846 (281 amino acids)
Biological process (GO): uridine catabolic process
Cellular component (GO): cytosol
Molecular function (GO): uridine phosphorylase activity
Source: RefSeq, a predicted model, not a curated record